Olea europaea var. sylvestris is the source of this 1906-nucleotide messenger RNA. Its product is annotated as aspartic proteinase oryzasin-1-like. Gene Ontology annotation, biological process: lipid metabolic process; proteolysis. Lineage: Eukaryota; Viridiplantae; Streptophyta; Magnoliopsida; Lamiales; Oleaceae. The coding region runs from base 149 to 1669 and encodes 506 amino acids. The record is from RefSeq and is a predicted model, not a curated record. Gene Ontology annotation, molecular function: aspartic-type endopeptidase activity. The transcript is spliced from 14 exons.
UUUAAAAACAGUAUCCUCGAGAACAUCUCCCCUUUAUAUUUGUCUAGUUAUCGUGCGGAGUGUGAGUGUGACUCUCAAUCUAAAAUCUUCGAUCAUCUUUUUAGUCAACUUCCGAAGCAACAACUGAAGAGGAAGACAAUUUUCAAAGAUGAAGUACAACGAUCUGUAUGCAGCGUUCUGUUUGUUGGUGUUAAUGUGCUCCCUACUUCCUUCUUCGGAUGGCCUACGAAGAAUUAACCUGAAAAAGAGACCUUUGGAUCUUCUCAGCAUUAAAGCUGCCAAACAAGCUAGAUUGGAGGGGAAGUAUGGAAAAGGUUUCAAGAAUGCACAGCUCAAGCUAGGCGAUUCAAAUGGAGACAUAGUAGAUCUGAAGAAUUAUUUGGAUGCUCAAUAUUAUGGAGAAAUUACUAUUGGGUCACCCCCGCAGAACUUCACUGUGAUAUUUGAUACUGGCAGUUCCAAUUUAUGGGUCCCGUCAUCAAAAUGUUAUUUUUCUCUUGCCUGCUAUUUCCAUUCCAAGUACAAGGCUAGCAAGUCCAGUACAUAUACAAAGAAUGGGAAGCCUUGUUCAAUUCAUUAUGGCUCUGGAUCGAUUUCUGGACAUUUUAGCCAAGACAAUGUUGGAGUUGGUGAUGUUGUGGUCAAAGAUCAAGUUUUUAUUGAGGCUACAAAAGAGCCAAGCCUUACCUUUUUGAUAGCCAAAUUUGAUGGAAUAAUUGGGCUUGGUUUCCAAGAAAUUUCUGUUGGUGAUCAAGUGCCAGUCUGGUACAGCAUGGUCGAUCAAGGUCUUGUCGAUGAGCCAGUAUUCUCUUUCUGGCUUAAUCGUGAUCCAGAAGCAGAAGAGGGUGGUGAGAUUGUCUUUGGUGGCGUUGACCCCAAACAUUACAAGGGAAAUCAUAGUUAUGUUCCGGUGACACAAAAGGGUUACUGGCAGUUCAAAAUGGGAGAUUUUCUUAUCGGAAAUCUAUCAACAGGUUUUUGUAAGGGUGGUUGUGCUGCUAUUGUCGAUUCUGGAACUUCCUUGCUUGCUGGUCCAACUACGGUUGUUACUCAAAUCAACCAUGCCAUUGGAGCAGAAGGAGUAGUAAGCAUGGAAUGCAAAGAAAUUGCCUCACAAUAUGGAGACAUGAUAUGGGACCUUUUGGUAUCAGGGGUACAACCAGACGAAGUUUGUUCACAGGUCGGUUUAUGUCAUUCCAAUGGAGCUCAGUCUGUGAGCGCGAAUAUUGAAAUGGUUGUUGAUAAGGAGUACAAGGACGGAACAUCAGCUCAUGAUAGUGCACUGUGUACAGCCUGUGAAAUGGCUGUUGUUUGGAUUCAAAACCAGUUGCAACAGGAUGGUGUAAAAGAAAAAGUGCUAGAAUAUGUGAAUCAGCUUUGUGAGAGGCUACCUACUCCGGCGGGCGAGUCUGUAAUUGACUGCAAUUCCCUAUCAGACAUGCCAAAUGUCACAUUUACCAUUGGAGGCAAAGCUUACACUCUCACUCCAGACCAGUAUAUUCUCAAAACUGGUGAAGGUGUCUCCUCAAUUUGCAUCAGUGGAUUUAUGGCUCUGGAUGUACCUGCACCUCGUGGACCUCUGUGGAUUCUUGGAGAUGUGUUCAUGGGCGUUUAUCACACUGUAUUCGACUCUGGAAAUCUUCAACUGGGUUUUGCCGAAGCUGCAUGACAAGCACUUUUUAGGCGAGGACAUGUCAUGUAGUCGUUAAUAGUUGCUAUUAAGCAAACUUGACAUAUGGCCUGUGGCUGUAUCGUGUAAUUUCUAUAUCUAUCGUUGUGGCUUUUGAUUUGGGAUUUACUUGUAUGUAUAUGCAAUGCUAUCUUCUUGUUCCAAAUGAGAUUCUGCAGUUGCUAAACACCUAAUUUGAAUCAUUUCUACAUGUAAUUGAUAAAUGCCUCUGCUCCA